Messenger RNA from Ylistrum balloti, 4487 nucleotides. RefSeq names its product pyruvate kinase PKM-like. Gene Ontology annotation, biological process: glycolytic process. Gene Ontology annotation, molecular function: magnesium ion binding; potassium ion binding; pyruvate kinase activity. Lineage: Eukaryota; Metazoa; Mollusca; Bivalvia; Pectinida; Pectinidae. The record is from RefSeq and is a predicted model, not a curated record. The coding region runs from base 16 to 1881 and encodes 621 amino acids. Gene Ontology annotation, cellular component: cytoplasm. The transcript has 12 exons.
GUGAGAAAUCACACAAUGUCUGGAAACAAUUCUGGUAUAGAAAGGCUCACUCCAUCUAAUGGUAACUUAGUAUCCUGGGAGGAAAAGGAGAAAGUGAGUGAGGAAACACCAGCUCAAUGUAAACGCAGGAGACUAUAUCAGGAUUACUCAAACUGUUGUAACAAUGGAGAUGAGUUUAACAUCCAAGAUAUGGAGCACACAGGAGACUAUUACAUCCAGUCUCAGCAGCUCCAGGCCGCCAAUGCUCACUCUCUCCUGGAACAUAUCUCCAAACUGGACAUAGACUCUGAACCACAUGAAGUCAGAAAAUCUGGUAUCAUCUGUACCAUAGGCCCUGCCUGUCGGGAAGUUGCUGUUCUACAGAAAAUGAUCCAUGAAGGAAUGAACAUUGCACGUCUGAAUUUCUCACACGGAACACAUGAGUACCAUGAAGGAACUAUCAAGAACAUUCGUACAGCCAUUGAGGGUUUUUCCAACCGCCGCCCAGUCGCCAUUGCCCUGGACACUAAGGGACCAGAAAUCAGGACAGGGUUACUGGAAGGGGGAGCAUCAGCAGAGGUGACCCUCAGUGCAGGAGCAACUAUUAAGAUAACCACAGAUGACCAGUUCAAAGAGAAAUGUUCCAAGGAUGUGCUCUGGGUCGACUACAAAAACAUCACCAAGGUCAUGAAGGUCAAGGACAGGAUAUUUAUUGAUGAUGGACUCAUUUCAGCAGUAGUACAGGAAGUAGGCAGUGAUUACCUGAUCUGUAAGAUAGAAAAUGGAGGAGACCUUGGCAGUAAGAAGGGCUGUAAUCUCCCUGGAAUUGCUGUAGAUCUGCCAGCUGUCUCUGAAAAGGACAAAGCUGAUCUUCGUUUCGGUGUUGAACAAGGUGUGGACAUGGUAUUCGCCUCCUUCAUCAGGAGUGGUCAACACAUCACAGACAUCCGUAACGUCCUCGGUUCAGAAGGCAAAAAUAUUAAAAUCAUUGCCAAGAUCGAGAACCACGAGGGAGUGAAAAGAUUUGAUGAGAUCUUAAAUGAAACAGACGGAGUGAUGGUUGCUCGCGGUGAUCUCGGAAUCGAGAUUCCUGCUGAAAAAGUCUUCCUGGCUCAGAAGAUGAUGAUCAGUCGCUGUAACCGCCAGGGCAAACCAGUGAUCUGUGCCACACAGAUGCUUGAAAGUAUGGUGAAGAAGCCCCGUCCCACGAGGGCCGAGUCCAGUGAUGUCGCUAAUGCCGUUCUGGAUGGUGCUGACUGUGUUAUGUUAUCAGGGGAGACUGCCAAGGGAGACUACCCACUUGAAUCUGUUAAGAUGAUGCAUAAGAUCUGUCGGGAGGCUGAGUCAGCGGUCUACACCAGUCAGUACUUCGAGGAGAUCCGUCAGGAUACUGCCCUCCCUAUUGAGGUCACACACACUGUAGCCAUUGCAGCUGUGGAGGCUUCCUUCAAGUGUAUGGCUGCAGCCAUCAUUGUCAUAACAACUACUGGACGAUCUGCUCAGCUGAUUUCUAAGUACCGCCCCCGCUGUCCAAUCCUGGCCAUCACACGUCAGGCCCAGACUGCACGUCAAUGUCACUUAUACCGCGGAGUGUUCCCCAUACAUUACGCAGUGUAUCCGGAUGAGUUAGAGUUUCCGUCCGAUACUCCAGAACCUGUCCUGUCUGAAUGGACCGCUGAUGUUGAUCGCCGUAUCUACAAGGGUAUUGAUGUUAGCAUGAAACGUGGAUUCGUUAAGGUCGGCGAUCCCAUCGUUAUAGUGACAGGAUGGAAACCAGGCUCCGGAUCAACAAACACGAUGCGGAUCAUCAACGCUGUGGAGACAGCCAAAAGGGAUCAGUUGGACCCCAUCACUGGCGUCACAAGCGUACCAAGUUUUUCUGACAAAGACGAAAAGAAUUAGUGACACAGAUUGUAUCGAGGAGCAUUUUGAUUUUCUUAGCUGGUAAUACUUUUGCAUUGUGCCCCACACGGGAUGUGUUUAUGGUGAUUUUGUGUAAAAGUCUUUUUUUUUUUUUGUAUUAAGAUAUUAUAACAGAGAUGUAGACAUCUAUACAUUCCAGUGUAUAUGUUGUGUACAGAAUCGCUCCAAUCUCUGGUAGAAAGAUAUGACUGAAAAAAUUAUUCACUUUGUCAUACUGAGAAGGAGAUAAGAGGUUGGCUUUUAAUGUGACUAUAUAUAGAUAAUUAUGGAUUUCCUGGCAAUAUAGUGUUUCAUGCUGAUGGUUUAUGCCUCCUCCUAAAAGUAUUUGUGGUUCCCACCAGAUCAAAGCAUAACCAAGACCAUCUUGGGUAGAGGGGAUUCUCUGGGUCUGAGGUAAAAGCCUUGGUACUUAUUUAUUGUAUAGAAGUUCAGUUUUGAUUGUGAAGUCCUCUGUGGUGAGACAUGUAGCUGCAGUAUUUUUCACUGCAAUAGAAGGCUUUUUUUUACACAGAUAUUUGUAAGUGUGGGAUGAGUUAUAGUAUGUCUCCUUCAUCUGUCAGGUGACCACCGAGAGUAAGGGGAGAUAAUUCUAAUAGACCUGAAGUGUUCUGUCUGUUUCUUGUUCACUUCUUUAUUAUCGAUUACUGUGUCAUGGAAUUUUUGUGAGAACUAAUCUGAUGAAAUGACUGUAAGGACUGACAGUCUCAGGUGUAUGGUAAUACAUUUGGACACAGCAGGGUAAUGGUCUUGAGCUGGUCUCCUUAGCAGUGAUAGGGGCUGUAUGUUAAUUAUGUGGACACAUUAGAUUGUCAAUGCUUUAGAAGUAACAUUUUAAGUCUAAGUUCAUAUCAACCUGCAAAUAGCUAUACAGGUCUCAAAAAGCUUUGUCAAGACUUAUUGAAAAGUAGAAUAAAGUCUAUAGGUCUGUCCUUGAUACAGAGACAACCCUGGUCCAAAUAGGCAGAUAAAACAAUCCAACUUAAAUGUGAGAAUCUGGAAAAAUAUUGAUACAGAAUAUUAAUGUAUCCAAGAAAUAAACUACAAUGCUCUAUAAAUGACUUCAGAUGCAUUAGACUCGAGACUGAGCUUGAAUACACACUGUUUUUAACAUUAUUAACAAUUGAGACAUAAAGCUGUUUCUGACAGAAAGUAUUUUAAAAGCAACAACAUGUUGCGUGAUUUGAUGAAACUUUCUGUCUAGUGAUUUAAAUUACGUCAGAUAUAAAUAUUUGUUAUUUAAUUUUAGACCAUAUUGUUACUGGAUACUGGAUGAUAAUGGUGAUAUUUUUGUCUAACACUUUUACUCAGUAUAUUUUUUUUGUCCGGAAUGUAGUCACAGAAAUAAUUUUCACAUGUUUUGUGUCUAAAUAACUCGAGAGCUGUAUUUAAUUUAUAAACAGAGAAAAAGGAAAGAGUAAUUUGCAUUUUACUUGAAUAUUAGAUUGAGUUUCUGAAGAUAAAAUUUAUUGAUAUUAUGAUGGUAACAUAUCAGCCCUAAUUGUACAUGUGAUAUUGUUGUAUGGUCUCUUACAUCCUUAGAACCACAAACAAAUUAGCAUUUACUUAUAUCUGUAUUAAACUUUUAUAACAAACUCACUUGAAACAAGUUGAUUUUUUCUCUCCUUUGUAUCAAAAUUGAUAAUAAUAAAUAAUAUUGAUAACACAAGUUAGCUUGUUAAGAACUGCUAUUUCCCCUAAAACUCCUAGUGAAUCUGUAAUUAAGUUCAGACCAGAAAUAGCAUUAAUCAAGUGACUACAGUGGUAUGUUGAAACUGUAUAUAUGACUAUAGUAUAUCAAGCCAUUAUAUAUGUAUCGGUUAUGACCAUCAAGAGUUGACAAGUCUGUGAUGUAAAAAUUACAUGGACAGCCCAUCAAAAUGAAACUGGCCUGUAGAUCCGAUACAUGCGUGAUGUGUAUGUUUGUUUCGAUAAAUGCUCCCAUCAGCAUUUCAUUGAUGUGUGACAGACAUAACAUUACCCGUUGUUAUAAACUUAACAGAUGAAAUAUCUUGGCAAAUUAUUGUUUCAUCUUCUCUAUUUCAGUGUUUAAAGGAACAAAAUCUGAAGGCACAACACUGCUCUUACAAAUUAUUGAAAUCUGGCAGUGGGUGUUUUAAUGAGAAAGUGAUGUACCUUUCUGUCUGAACAGACAAGCUGUUAGAAGUGCUAAUUGUGUGCAUUAUUUGUUGAUUAAGUGCUAUAAUUACAGAUAUUUUAUUUCGUUAGCUUGUAAAGCACAUACAGAUGCCAUAUUUAUUUAUAUAAAUUAUAUUACUAGGAUGUUUAGGCGCCAUCUCAAGUUCUGCGAGCAUUUUUCAGACUAGUUAUCUCCCUUAUAUAGUCUUUGCUUGCCAUGUAUUCGAGAUGACUGAUUAUUUAUUUGUGUUAAUGACAGUCUCCCCGUUUCUUCUGUACUGUAUAGUUAUUGAUGUUUAUUAUGAGAGUAUGUUUAACAUUGUUACCUUUCUCCACACUACGUUACCCUUGUCUCGUUAAUCUCACCCCGAGUUGUUGCCUCAAGAGAUAGAACAGCUAUGGAAAUGAAACAUUUUGUUUCACUGUAAAAAAAUAAAAGUAUAAAUGAA